AUGGAGCGGUCAGGCAAAAUCGAACACCUUGUUCAGCGCUACGGAACACGAGAAGAGCUGAUCAAGCGAGGGGUGUGGCGUGGCGAACUUUAUCGAGCGGAGGAAGCAACUUUUUUGGACCGCGGAUGGUGUUGGAAGACUCUUUUACUCGACAGAGAGGAUGAACUGCUGGUAACUGAGCUGGUACCAGUGCCCACGAACUUUGAAGAUACUGGGUGCAAUUAUGCAGAAGCUGGGAGACUUGGCGUGCGAAAACUGACGACAGAGCUGGUCCAGGAUCACCCAUUAAUGGAGGAGGACGACCGUCUCAAAGAAAGCAUAUCAGUUGAGGAAACUUUGGACAUUGUGAGAUUGGACAUAUCGAGGCUUCUGCUCGACCCGGUCUUCAGUGAUCCUGAAUGCAAGGCUGAAAUGGUGCAGAUUUUAUACAAUUACGUGGCACACAACCAUACGAGCUACAAGCAGGGCUACCAUGAACUUUGCGGAGCCGUUUACCUUCAAAUGCUGGAAGAGGAAGGAGAAACUCGAAAGCUCAACACUCUUAACAUAUUCAACAAGCUUAUGGCACAAGUGCGCCCGGUUUUCUACGAAGAAACAGCUUUGUUGCAGUUUUCAAAGCAAAAGUUUGACGCCGUCUUCAAGCUCACAGCUCCCAUGCUUCGCCAUCUUCUCACCGCGCACCAUGGUCUAGAUCAUGCCGUGUGGCUAAUACGGUGGACAAGACUGCUCUUUUUGAGAGAGUUCGACACCGCGUACGUGUUGCGAAUUUGGGACCAUCUGUUGACAUUCACAGUUCCAGUCCAGGACCUCGUUGCCUGCUGUACGGUAGUUCUGCUGAUAGCUGUGACACAAGAUCUGUACGCCUGUGAAGAUCAGGGUGAGGUGAUUAGCAUUCUUCUGCACUACCCCCAGGAUAAACUGAUAAACUGCGUGGAUCUCAUGAAACACAGCGCCAGUCUCUACGAGUUGUACGUGACGCGCCAGUACUCGGACAUGCGCGGGCUAGGCGAGAAUCUGUGCAAGGUCUACAAUCGCAGCUGGUACGAGAAGCAGACGCAGGUGGCUGACCACAACCGCUUGCGGCUCGAGGAAAGGCUGAAAAGGCGCGUGGAGCAGCGCCUGCGUAAAUAG
Messenger RNA from Lachancea thermotolerans CBS 6340, 1131 nucleotides. It is a transcript of the gene GYP6, whose product is annotated as GTPase-activating protein GYP6. The transcript has a single exon. Gene Ontology annotation, molecular function: GTPase activator activity. Lineage: Eukaryota; Fungi; Ascomycota; Saccharomycetes; Saccharomycetales; Saccharomycetaceae. Bases 1 to 1131 code for a protein of 376 amino acids. Gene Ontology annotation, biological process: activation of GTPase activity. The record is from RefSeq and is a predicted model, not a curated record.